AUGACAAAGACUCAAAUAGCCAUUAUUGGUGCAGGACUCAUUGGUCCACGCCAUGCCGAGGCCGUGGCCAAAAGCGCAGGCGCCCAAGUCGCGGCCAUAGUCGACGUUACUCCCAAGGGUAGUGAAAUCGCCGCCAAAUUCGGGGUACCCUUUUACUCUACCGUAGCAGACAUGCUUCAAUCGAGUGCCAAACCCGAUGCGGCCAUAAUUUGCACGCCAAACCACACGCAUGUGUCGAUAACCAAGGAACUCUUGGCCGCAAAUGUCCAUGUCUUGGUGGAAAAGCCCGUGAGCACCGACAUAGCGAGCGGCAAGGAGCUGGUCCAACUCGCCGGCACCGUCCCGGCCAAGACACUGGUGGGCCAUCACCGGCGGUUCAACCCCUACAUGGUUGCGGCCAAGGAGGUCGUGUCGUCGGGUUCCCUGGGGCGGGUUAUCGGCAUCAAUGGCAUCUGGGCGCUGCACAAGCCCAGUGACUACUUCGAGGCCCCGACCGACUGGCGGCAGGGCAGCACGGGCGGCGUCGUCCUCAUCAACAUGGUCCACGAGGUGGAUCUGCUGCACUACCUGCUGGGUCCCAUCACGUCCGUCCACGCCGAAAAGACCAUUUCGCAGAGAGGCUACGCGGCCGAGGAAGGGGCCGCCAUCACGCUGCGGUUCAAGUCCGGGGCGGUGGGAAGUUUCUUCAUUUGUGACAAUACGCCUUCGCCGUGGAACUUUGAGGCCGGCACGGGAGAGAACCCGCUGAUUCCCAAGACGGGCGAAAACUUUUAUCGUGUCUUUGGCACCGAAGCCUCGCUGAGCGUGCCCGACAUGACGAUAUGGUCAUACAAGGGUACGCAAAAGUCGUGGCACUCUGAAAUUGUACGCGAGCAGUCCAGCGUGCCCGACGGCGUGCCCUUUGAGCUGCAGGUGGACCACUUUGUCAGAGUCAUUCGUGGUGAGGAGGCCCCUAGUUGCACUGCUCAGGCUGGUCUGGCAGCCUUGGUCGUGUGCCAGGCAAUCAAGGACGCAUUAGAGGACAAUAGCACAGUCCAGAUUGAGAAGUAUGAACUUUGA
Messenger RNA from Pestalotiopsis fici W106-1, 1059 nucleotides. RefSeq lists its product as uncharacterized. The transcript has a single exon. The coding region runs from base 1 to 1059 and encodes 352 amino acids. Gene Ontology annotation, molecular function: nucleotide binding. The record is from RefSeq and is a predicted model, not a curated record. Lineage: Eukaryota; Fungi; Ascomycota; Sordariomycetes; Amphisphaeriales; Sporocadaceae.